AAGGUCGUGAUUAAUUCGUCGUUUGAGCAGUUAAAGUUAAACAACACAUAACUUAUAAGCACAUUACUUAAAAAUAUUUAAGGAUUUUAAAUGAGGUCUGCGACAUUGUGCUAAUUUAGUGUCAGAGUAUACGGUACUGUACUGAUUUGGAACCAAUAGUCGGACAGAUUUUCGUAUUUCGGCGCCAUUAUUUCCGCAAAAACUAGGUCCCAGAAAAGUCACAAAUUAGCUAUAUAGCAAAAUCUAGCUAUAUAUAGCUAGAAAUAGCUAUAAAACCGUUUACAAUUGUUCAAAAUAGGUACACAAAUACAGCAGACUGUCCAAGGGUAAGAAUCUCUGGCUUUGGCAGCAGCUCUUUUUGUUUCAUGGCAGCCAAACUCUCUCCCACAAAACCAAUUUUAACUAGUUCAAAAAGUUUGAUCAAUGCCUGCAGCAGAGAGAGCUACUGAUUUGGUGCUUUAUGUUACGUUGCUUGUUUAAAAAAAAACUGUGCUUGGCUGCUUUAUGCGCUGAUGCUUUCUUUUAUAUGUGCUUAUUUCAUAAUAAUGCUUGUUUCUUUUGUUCUUGUUUUAUAUGUGCAUGUAUGUGUAAAUGCAUUGCUUUCAUAUGUGCUUUUGUAUUGCUUGAAGGUAGCUGCUUCCAGAAAUUAUCUUUUAUUUUAUGUCUUUUUAUGUUCCUUUAACAUGUCAUAUUUUAUGCAGGUUAAAUUAUUCAUGUCUUAACCAGUAUUUUAGUUGCUUUCUGUUUUUCGUUGUUAUUUAUAACUUCAGGUUUAUUUUGAUGAAUGUGAGCAUGAAAUUAUGCAGUUGUGUCUAACAGUCAGCAUGAAUUAACUACAUGUACUCCCAAUUAACCCCAUGCUGUAUUACCAAAGGAAGAAGGCCAGGAACCAGUAGCAAACUGACCUGAUAUCAGAGGUAACAGAAACAACAGCAGCUGACAAGUGGACAUCCAAUGAAGUAUUUUAACAAUUGACAUAGCCAUGAGUGAAAAUGGAUCAGGUGAUGCCACUCCAGGGUCUAUGAAGAGGGCUGGCUCAGUUGACCCACCAGGCGAGGUGAAAAGGCUUGAUACUCUUCUGGUGUUGUAGGAAGCCCAGGUCCAGCCAUAAAGUGGACAGAGAGUGGUAAACCUAUAGAGGAACAGUACUGUGAUGGAGUUGUGAAUUUCCUGCUGAAGGUAGCCUGUCAGGUGAGUGAGGUAGCAGGCUCACAGGGAGAGGUGCUGUCGAGGUGUUGGCACUGUUGAAAAUGGCCUUGAGACAGGAUGUAUGGCUUGGUUUGAUAAACUGUAGAAAGUCAGCAGCCAGAUUUCAACAACAUAUGUACAGCCUUAGAGUUACUGUGCUUCCUUCUAACUAUACUGGAAAAAGAUCAGAUACUGGCCAGCUUUACGCCUCUACAAAAAGGGAUAGCUGCCUGUAUGAACUGUCCAAACACCAAGGUUAUACGAGGAGUACACAGUCUGUUGUCACGACUGAUGAGCUUUUUCCCAACAGAACCAGUCAGCUCUAAUGGCAUCAAAAUACGAGGAAAUAGAAUGUCUGUAUGCAUGUGUCAGCAAGCUGGUCUAUGAGGGACUCAGUAAUAAUGACAAGGCAACAAAUGGAUCAACAUCCCAGUUGUUAAUAGUACACUGAUGAUACUGAAAGCAGCAUGUAUACACAACCAGUGCCAUGUAGACAGACUAAUCACAACUUUUAUGAAACUGCUCACUAAAAUGGCUAGGGAGCAUCUACAGCCAUUAGCACUACAGAGGCUAGCCCAGGGUACAAUUGCUUUGAAUCAGUUGCCAUCUAUCAGAGGAAAGGCCAUUCUACUGGUUAAACUGAUGGUACAUAUAGAGAAAAGAUUCAGUGAUGAUCAGGAACUAAAUGCACAAAUUCUAAAACUUGUCAUCUACAUCUACAGGAACGAAGGCCCAAGUGGGAUGGAGUUGACAAUAAAAUUAGAACAGGCUUUCCUGGCCGGUCCCAGAUGAUGGCAACCAGUCAUCCGAGGAAAAUUUGUAGAGGUUUUCAACAGCAGUGUUUCACAUAGAAUGUUUGAGAGACUGCUCUACAUGUUACAUGUUUACAGAACAGGGAACUGAUGAGUGGACACUUCUGGAUCAAACAGUGUAUUGAGUAAAGUUUUGGGAUGGUGCUACAGUUCCUGGAACGUUCGCUCAAAAGAAAUGCACUCAACGGGACAACAUUCCAGUUAACUGCGAGGACGUCAGGGAAGAAUGCCAGAAAAUCCAGACAGCGGUAACCAUGGUGAUGAGACUGGUUCUGUGUUCUUCUUAUCAAAUUGUGAUGCUGAGAUAGUGAGAAAUAGUCUGGAUACAGUCAUAAGUCAUGUGAUCAAAGAUAGGAAAGAUCCUGUUGUCAUCAGCAGUAAACGACAGCUGACAGCCCUGACGAAUAUCCAAGGUUACCACCAGUACUUCAUGUCAUUGUGCCGGAAGCUCAAACUUCUACAGAAUGACCGUGUCACCCUCCUGUCUCCCAUGGAUCAGCUUAUUGUGAUACAGUUGUGUCUUGCUGAGAAGAGUAAACAGGAAACUGGAGAAUUUGAUGUGGAAACAAGCAUUGUAAUGCAGGCCUCAAAGGAUAUAUCCAGUCAAAAACUGCUGAGUCAGUAUGACAUCACUUCCUGUUCCAGAGAUUCUGGGAUAUGUGAAUUGUAUGAUAAUUUCCUGCAAGAUUGUAAUUACAAGGAUGGUUGUGAUGUGUUCAAUGUGUUGAAAGAAGAGAUGAGAAAAAAUGAGGAUUUACAAAGACAGAUAAAACAACAAAAUUUUGUGAUUCUUGAUCAGCCAAAGUCAGCAUUGGAGAGGAAAAUGUUAGAACUUCUCUCAGAAGGGAAAGAUGUUAAGUCAGUGACUGUUGAAGUCCCUCUAGACAGUGAGGAUAAUAUUUUUGUAACCAUUGACAGCAGUUGCCUAGCAGCAAGACUAGAUCUUGAUGUACCUCUCAGUACAGUGAAGAAAACACCAUCAAUAACUGAGGCCUAUGUACGUUUAGUAUUCCUGUCCUAUCUCGAACUGCUUGUCAACUCAAGAUCUGAACUUGCAUUGGCCAGGGUUAUCAAUGUUCCAGAAAGGGAGCUAACCCAUUCAGCUUUCACUGAUUUAAAACAUGAAUCCAGGGAAAGGAAAAUGACUAUGUAUCAGACUGCCACAUCAUUCAUUAUGAAGAUUCGAUUAGGUGGUAAGGGUUAUGCCCCUGACCCUAACCACCCAUUAGGGGCCCAUGUGAAAGGUAUAGGAGAGUUUGUAUCACUCAUGCACAGAAUGGAGACAGUGAUUGAAGAGGACCCAGACAUCAGAUCAGCUUGUCGGAGAACUGUGAACAUUAUUAAGAGAGAGAUGUUAAAGUGUAGAGACAGUAAAAUACGUAACUCAAGUGUAGAGUCUGUGGCAGACUUAUUACACACACAGAUUACUGACAUCAUUGAUCAACUGGACACACAGAUUGUUGUUACACCAGACAAGAGUGCUGCUAAUGGAGGUUCCCUCACAAGCCGGCGAGCCAGAAAGGCCCUACGACAGUUGCUAGAUAAACUAGCUACGGUAGACGAUGAUAUGGCGACACUUGAUCAUCUCACAGAUAUAUACUCCAGUCAGCGGACUCCACUUAGAUUUCCAUCUGUUAUUUCUCAAUUCAGAUCUCCAGAGGAAGAGCUGGAGGUGACAAGUCCUGGUAACAAAUAUAAUCUAUCUUUGUCAGAAAGGGUUCUCAAUAUCACCAACAAAACACAGACACCUGUAUAUGCGAAGAGAUACAAGUCAACAUAUGAUUGGGCUGAACCAGUACAUCAUGUGGAGUUACAGAAGGACAUAGACGCAUUCUCUUCUUCUCAAGUUUAUGUCAUUCCAAGUAAAACAAUUGUACAUGCAGGGAACAAGCUGAGUUCAGGUCAGGCAGCUAAAGUUCUCGAAUCCAUGUUAGACAAGGAAAAUGUUGUAGAAACUGACACACUACCUGUUUCUGUACGGUCAGAGAAUAAAGGCAAUGAAAAGGCAGGAACAAACAUUCAGGGAGUUACUAAGCAGAGCAAUAACAAGAAAAAAACUGACAAGCAGUCUAAAAAGAGACAGUUACCAGAUGGGAACCAGUCUAGUCAACCUGAAAAAAGAAAGAAACAAGACCAGUCUAAGACUUGCAGACGGAAGUUGUUACCUCAGGUUAAAGGUCAGCAGUCACUGGCCAAAUUUUUCAGGGUGUAAUUAUGUUUAGAUCAUGCUAGUCAACAAAAUUCCAGAAUGGUUCCGGUUUUACUAAUUCAUAUUAAGCAGAUUCACGUUUUAUACUCAGGUGUCCGAGAUAUUAUAAUUAUGUACAUUUUUUUAACCUUAAUGGUUACCCUUUUUUUAAUAUAGAUGUUUUGUAAUUGUAAAUAUCAAAAAUGUGUGUAAACGUUAUUUAUUUCCUCUAUGUAUUUUUACAUUAUGGCAAUUGUAUUCAACAUGUUUUAUUGGUAACAGAACAAUAUUUUAUUUGUGCACAGUUAAGAGUUUUGACUAGUUUGCAGUAGACUUGGAAAUUUUCAUGUUAUGUUUUGUGAUUUGAUAAACAACAAACAUAAUUGUAUUGUGAAGAAUUUCAGAAUUUCAUGCUUCAGAGUUAAUUAUCCGUUGGAGAAAAUGCUCUCAUAUAUUCGAAAUUCAUAAAGUAAGCUCUCUUUAGGAAUAUUUGCGAAAAUAUAUAAGGAUAAUAUUAAAGGUUAAAAGAAUGGUCUCCGUCCUUCCGUCUGUAACAAUUGUGUCCACUCCAUAUAACUUAAACCCAUUGAAGGAUUUUCAUGAAACUUGGCACAAAUGAUCACCUCAUCAAGACGAUGUGCAGAACUUAUGAGUCAGCUAUGUCGACUCAAGGUCAAAGUCACAACUCAAGGUCAAAGAUUGGAGCCUUCCAUUUUGUGUCCGCUCUAUCUUCUAAACCCCUUGAAGGAUUUUCAUGAAACUUGGGUCAAAUGAUCACAUUAUCAAGAUGAUAUGCAGAACUCAUGAGUAAGCCAUGUGAACUCAAGGUCAAAGGUUUGAGACUUCCAUUUUAUGUCGCUCUGUAUCUCCUAAACCCCUUGAAGGAUUUUAUGAAACUUGAGUCAAAUGAUCACCUCAUCAAGAUGGUGUGCAGAACGCAGGAGUCAGUUAUGUCGACUCAAGGUCAAGGUCACAACUCGAGGUCAAAGGUUUGAGACUUCCAUUUUGUGUCUGUUCUGUAUCUCCUAAACCCUUUGAAGUAUUUUCAUAAUACUUGGAUCAGAUGAUCACCUUAUCAGGAUGAUGUGCAGAACUCGUAAGUCAGCCAUGUUGGCUCAAGGUCAAGGUCACAACUCAAGGUCAAAUUCAUUGACGUUGUCAUACAUGGACUAUAAAACAUACUUAACAGCGCCUGUGCUUCCACCCAAUACCAUCAACCCUUUCACUAUCCAUAACAGCGGUGGGGGAUAUAGAUGUCUUUCAGACUGUCUUGUUUCAUGUUUUGUAACAUGGAAGGGCUUCCUUACAAAGAUGAUUUAAAGCCAGGAAAUAUGCCCCUUGUAUGAAUAAGACCGAAUUUGUUCACUGUAAAUGAAUUAAAGCCAGAAAAUAUACUCCUAUUGACAGUUAGACCAGCAGUGUUCAUUGUAUAAAUGAUUUAAACCUAGUAAAUAUACCAGGGGCCUCUGGCCAAGUGGUAAAGGUUGCUGACUUCAAAUCACAUGCCCCUCAUCAAUAUUGGUGAGAGCCGUAUGUGGUCCUGGGAUGAUCGGUGUAUAAAAAGAAUUGGAACCACUGCCUUACCCUUGCAUGAUCGUAAGAGGCGACUAAUGGGGUCUUAACACUUGAUUUUGCUGUAACUCUGUGAUUCCAGCAGGUAUGCAAAUUUUGAUUCCAUAACUCAUGUUUUUAUUUCGAUGAAAAUGAGAUGUGAAACCAAAAUUUGUAGUCCUGUUUGGCGCCAUAUAACCUAUACUUUGUUUGUGCACCGUAAAACCCAAAUAAAUAAAUUGGGGGCUUUAGAAUUCUUCAUGUGGGGAAGGCAUCCAGCUAGCUUGAAGAAAGUUGGUGGUUCUAUCAGGUACAUUUGGGUGAUGAAAUAGUACCCAGAAGGUUAUCUGGGAUCUUCCUCCGACAUGAAACACUGGAAAGUCGCCAUAUGACCUAUAAUUGUGUCAGUGUGACAUUAAACCCAACUAAACAAACAGGAAAUAUACGCCUGCUGAGAAUUAGACCAGUAGUGGCCAUUGUAACUAAAUUAAGGCCUCGAAUGUACAUCUUGUGAUACAGUCUAAUUUUAGGACAUCUCUCUAAGUUUGAUGUCUUAAUGUUAAUUGUACAGAACUACUCGGUAGAGCAGCUAAGGACCUUUUGGUCAUCUUGUUCCUAAGCAAGCUGUUUUUUUAUACAAAUAUCUUGUUUGUGUUGAGGAAUUUGUUUCAUCUCACAUUACAGGUACAAAACUGAUGCUUUUCAUAAUCAGCUGUUUCCUGUUUUGAUUGCAGCCAUACUAAAAAUACAUUUUCACCUCGUAAAAACAACAAGGAGCUAUCUGUCUUCACUAUAUUCUGUACAGUGUCAUCAAUAUGCACUGCUCUGAUGAAUCAGUAUUUAUAAUGUUAAUUUAUUCAGAACUACUUUUCCACUUUUUGAACAUUUAGACAGUUUCUGUAAUAAUUAUGUCAAAUGAAAAUAUACCAGUGUCAUGAUGUUCAUGGAGGGAUAUGUCCCAGUUGUCUUACUCUAUUGUUUAUCUCAUAAUGUUUGUUAGUGUUUACAAAAAAUUUUCUUUUCACAUAAUGGAUGAAAUAGAAACUAGGUCUUACUUGGGCUCAUUUAAUCAUUUAGAUGACCUUUAUAUUUCAAACAUUUGGAAUGAUGAAAUAUUUUGUUUGCUUAAAUAUAUUAUGCCCAGGUAUCUGUGGACCAUUCAGUCAUUAAUGAUGAAAUAUAUGCAGUUACUCAGAGCCGCUCAGAAUGCACUAUUUCUGCUUUAUGUUUAAAUGAAUCUAGGAAAGAAACAGUAUGAAAUUCUGCAAAAGGUGCUGGAUAACCUUUCACAUAAAGAAAACUGGAAAAUUAUUACACAGGUUGUUUAAGUUUCUAAAUCUAUUGUUUUAACAAGUUGCUUUUUGGGUCUUAUAUGUUUUUUCUUAGCAUUUUAGCAUUUGUUUUUACACAUAUUCAUUUAUAAAACAUUAUUAUUUUAGUUUUUAUGUUCCCCAUCGUGGAAGCAUACAGUUGCCGCUUCGUCUGUCUGUCCGUAAUACUUUUCUGGAGUAUUUCUCAGCAACCACUGGUUUGAAUUUAGCCAAACUUCAUAGGAAGCUUUACUAUCAAGAGGAGAUGCACAUAUUGUUUUUGUGAUCAAGUCUGAUGAUUUUUCACUGAGUUAUUGUCCUUUGUUUAUUCAACAUUAGUAUACUAUAGUACAAGUCUUGUCCAGAGUAUUUCUUAGCAACCACUAGUUUGAAUUUAGCCAAACUUGAUAGGAAGGUUUACUAUCAAGAGGAGACGUAUACGUUAUUAAUUCCAUACCUCAUAUUUCAUGUGAUGAGAAACCAAAAUUUUAGUCCUGUUUUGCACCAUAUAAUUGUACUAUGUUGGUGUGCCGUUAAACCCAGAUCAGCUCAAAUCAACCCAGUUGGGUAUAGAAGUUAAACCCAAAUUAGAUUAAAUUAAAUUUAUAUUAGUGUGUAGUAAUAAAAGUAAACCAUUUACACCAUGAGUUGUGUUUUUAGUUUCAAGGGGUUUAAUAUUGCCAACUUAGAAUGAAAUGCAAGUUUACACUAAAUAAUCUCAACAACCUCUGCCUACAUGUUUGCAAUGCAAAUUAUGGUAACCAGUCCUUCAUUGUAUUUAUUUACUGAAAUGUUUAGCCUAUGUACAACUAUUUGGGAUGCUUUCAUCUUUAGGUGGUUUACACUAUCACACAGAGUAUAUUUUUGUAAUCAGUUUCUAUAGUCAUGAAGAUAAUUCCACAUGUGCAAUUUUUAUGCCCAUGUUAUAAUCAUAGUAUUACUUUUUUCAUAGAAGCAGUAAACUUGAUUAAAAAUUAAAUAAUCAUUAUGUGGUGAAACUGUUAUCAUUCAUAUUUUUAUCCAUAAUUUAUUUUAGUCAAAUUAGCAUAUAUUUUGUUAAUUUAUGUUUUAUUACAUGUCAUUUUGUAUUUAUUAUGCAUAUCACAUAAUAAAUGUCUGCAGAUGUCCUCUUUAAUUUAUGCACAUGCACUUCUUAAUUAUAUGAAUAAAUCUUACAAUGUC
Molecule: messenger RNA, 8231 nt
Organism: Mercenaria mercenaria
Lineage: Eukaryota; Metazoa; Mollusca; Bivalvia; Venerida; Veneridae
Product: PCNA-interacting partner-like
Exons: 22
Coding region: 2227-4212 (661 amino acids)
Biological process (GO): negative regulation of double-strand break repair via homologous recombination
Cellular component (GO): chromatin
Source: RefSeq, a predicted model, not a curated record